AUGCCCCUCUUCAGCAGGCCUUCCAGCAACCCGACCUCGCUGCCGCAAAUCACCCACCUGAAGCCCAUUCCCGAAAGCCAACCCGAACUGGAAGCGGAAUCCGAGACUAGACGAGUCCAGAUGGCAAGCAAGGGCAAGAAUCCAGCCUAUACUACCGAGGGGAAGCCUGUGGUCGCAGGACGAUGCCUUCCAAAGGUCACCGCGAGAGAGAUAUCCACUCCGGCCCCGGUCAUUUGUGGGUCGCCGGUUGAGCAGGCCCGGGUUGCUAAGCUGCUGAAAGAGGCGGAGGAGAGAGAUGCGUGGUGUGAAAGGUUCGACGCUGCACAGCCAAGUGGGAGGACUCUGGGUGUCAAUGACUCGGGGUUCCAUGAGUUGUUGGGAGCUUUUAGGAAGGAGAUGGAAGAGAAGAAGAAGAUGAAGGAGGAGGAGAAGAGGAGAGAAGAGGAGAAGGCCAAGAAGAAGAAGAAGGCAAAAGAGUCGGAGAUUCAGGAAGGAGAGGAGAAGGGCAAGAAAUGGUAUAGAAGGUUCCGUGCGUAA
This is a messenger RNA of Amorphotheca resinae ATCC 22711, 537 nucleotides long. RefSeq lists its product as hypothetical. Lineage: Eukaryota; Fungi; Ascomycota; Leotiomycetes; Helotiales; Amorphothecaceae. The record is from RefSeq and is a predicted model, not a curated record. Bases 1 to 537 code for a protein of 178 amino acids. The transcript has a single exon.